AUGGAUCCAAUACUUCAGCCAUUAAUCCAUAACAGAUGUCUUUACAACAAGUGCUCCCAUAUAUGUCUGCCAUCGGAUGACAAUCGGAUAUAUCGUUGCGUUUGUCCGAAAGACACGGUUUUAAUCGAUGGCAACGUUUGCGGCGAAAAGCGUUUCGAGACAUUAGUAGUCGAGUCAAUGCAUUGGGAAAAGGAUUUACAGAAUCUAAUCAAACACUCCAUCAGAAAGUCGAUGGAUUUGCGGCGACUCCUAAACCAAUCGUUUGAACAUCAAAUGGAUUUAAACCAUUUGUUUGAUAUAUAUCUCAACGACUCGUUUGAUAUGAAGACAAUGUUUCGUCUGAACGCAAACCAUAGGCUGUCGAUGAAGAAGGGGUUCCUUAAAUCCAUUAAUGAGACACUGUUUUGGAGGCAUUUGUUUGAUCAAACUUUUCGCGUUAUAAGUCCUAACAAUUUAACGCUUAAUGAAUCGUAUAAUUCCGACAAUUUGACUCAAAUGAUGGACUUUUUGGAGGCUUUGAUGAAAAGUGAAGACUUUAAUGAGUAUUGGGCUGUCGAUGAGAUAAGAGUCGGCCAACUCGUCAUCCAUGCCAUCAUUUUGAUUGCUUUGUUGGUUAUAAUUGCGUUGUUUUCAUAUAUCGGGUAUCGUUUGAAACAUACAUUUUACAAGAAUUCAUCCCAAUAUCCGAUGCAAGAUAUAAGAGUAGAUGUGAUGCGAAACAGACGUGAUAUCAAUAAUAAUAAGUCAUUCAAGUCUGCGAUGGAAACCAAGAAUUGA
Medioppia subpectinata is the source of this 777-nucleotide messenger RNA. NCBI's taxonomy places the organism in Eukaryota, Metazoa, Arthropoda, Arachnida, Sarcoptiformes, Oppiidae. The record is from the annotation of a GenBank genome assembly.